AUGAUCUCCUUCCUCUCCUUCUACGUGCCAAAGGACAGCCCGUCUUCAGCUGCUAGCCCUGAAGCAAAGAAACGGUCCUCUAAAAAGUCCCCCAAAAGGCAGGAUGGAGAAAAAAUGGUACAAGGGCAUCCGGUUCAGGGACGUCAUCCAGAAGGAGCUGCUUUGGGGCAGGCCCUGGGACCGAAGCCCUCUUCCCUUCCCCUUCCCAGAGAGACCAGCAGCACCCCCAACGCCGGCACCUGUCCAAACGCUGAAUUGUUCGCCAUUAAAAGCUGCUCGAAGUCUUCUUUCCUCUGGCUCAAAGGGAUGCGGGAGAUGUCCAGCUCUGCUCUACUCUCAGGAAAGCUGAAAGGACUAGAAGCUGCUCUCGUAGUCUGUCAAAAGGCCCAUUUGAACCCUUACGGGGCCAUCCAAGCCACUGGACACAAGUACGCCAACGCCGACCGAGAAGAGGCAACAGUUUCCUCCUCCAAGACCCUCCAAAAGGGUGCCCCCUUCUCUGCCCAGGUGGAGAUCCUGAGCCAUCUAUGGGGUAUGGGCUCCCCCCUCCCCCCUGGCUGCAUCCCAGCUCCAGUCACCCUCCAGGACCCAUGGAGGAGCCUCUAGAGACGUCACCGUGAUCACAAUUUCCAGAAGGAGUGAGCCCCCCGCACGACCCUAACUGGGCAGCAGACAUCCAGUAGAAGAGUAGCCCGUGGGCUGCAGGGUUGGAGAGACGGAGGCUGCGCUUAGGAUAUUAAACCAAUUUGGGGGCAGCUGGGUAGCUCAGUGCACGGAGAGCCAGCCCUAGAGACGGAGGGUCCUGGGUUCAGAUCUGGCCUCAGACACUUCCCAGCUGCGUGACCCUGGGUAAGUCACUUGACCCCCCUUGUCCAGCCCUUACUGCUCUUCUGCCCUGGGGCCGAUACCGUGUUGAUUGUAAGACACAAAGUAAGGAUUAAAGAUAAAUACACAAAAACCA
This is a messenger RNA of Monodelphis domestica (gray short-tailed opossum), 961 nucleotides long. The record is from RefSeq and is a predicted model, not a curated record. Lineage: Eukaryota; Metazoa; Chordata; Mammalia; Didelphimorphia; Didelphidae.